This is a messenger RNA of Miscanthus lutarioriparius, 987 nucleotides long. The record is from the annotation of a GenBank genome assembly. Lineage: Eukaryota; Viridiplantae; Streptophyta; Magnoliopsida; Poales; Poaceae.
AUGGCCGACUCUCCACCGCCGCCGCCGCCGCCACCCGCUCCCACCACCAUUACUGCGCUCAGCGAUGACCUUCUCCUCGAAAUCUUCCUGCGCCUCCCCUCCUUCACGAGCCUCGCCCGUGCGGCUUUCGCCUGCCGCGCAUUUCUCCACGCCGUCCGCUCCUCCCCCGCCUUCCGGCGCCGUUUCCGUGAACUCCGGGCACGGCCGCUCCUCGCGCUCUUCCUGCUGCCCUACAUGCGUGCCAUCGUCCCUGCAGCGACGGGUACGCCUACUUCGUCAACCAAGCCACCGACCAAAGCGCCUGCUACAGCCCGGCCGUCCCGCGUGGUCUGCGUCCACCGGGAGAGCGCCUGGGCGUGGGCGCGCGUGGCCGUCUUCUCGUCGCACACCAUGGAAUGGCAGCUCGUCUUGCCGCCGGAGAUGGACACCGGGGGGGCGCUGGAUGACACCACUGGCUCGGUUGUCAAUGGCAUCGUCUGUUGGGUACACAAGGGGAAGGGAUGCAUCCUCGCGCUCAACACUGUGACAUUUCAGUUCUCUCGGAUGGAUCUGCCGCCACCCUUGAAAGUGCCAUCCUCAAGACUUCAGCUUGGUCACACCAAGGAUGGGGAGUUCUGUGUCGUCAGUGUACUGCAAUGCAUGCUUUCUGUUUGGCUCUGGGCAGCCGACGGUGAUGGCGUCGAGAGAUUCAUGCCGCACAAGACGUUCUCAUUGCGCGCAAAUGUCAGUGAGGUCAUCAAUGAGGCUGAUGUUCAUAUACGGCCUAUGGCGGUUAUCAAUGGCUUUGUGUACCUAUCUCUAACUGUUGCACCCUUCGGGGACCCUCGGGCUCCUCAGUUGUUCGUGUCCUUCUGCCUAGAAACAGCCAAGGUGAAUUUGCUCCAUAAAGAAAGCAAGCGAAUAUUCUGCCCAGUUGAUCCCUACAUUAAAGUCAGCUGGCCGUCUUCUUUGAUACAUUGCAAGGUGAGCCUGUGCUUAUGUAUUUGA